Molecule: messenger RNA, 2178 nt
Organism: Syngnathus acus (greater pipefish)
Lineage: Eukaryota; Metazoa; Chordata; Actinopteri; Syngnathiformes; Syngnathidae
Gene: tcaim
Product: T cell activation inhibitor, mitochondrial
Exons: 11
Coding region: 146-1624 (492 amino acids)
Cellular component (GO): mitochondrion
Source: RefSeq, a predicted model, not a curated record
AGCCCCAGGCAAGGUAAACAGUUAUCAGCUGGAAUAACGGCAGUACAGUACUUACCUCUUCAAGUCUUUCACUUUAAUGACUACUGAUGGAGCGAUUGCUGGGAUCAUGAACUAAAGUUCAUCUGACCACAGCACAGCAUUAACUAUGUCUGUCCACUGCCUCCUGCGCUGCACCAUCAGGCUGGAAAGAAAACAUGUAGCCACACAUUUGUUCCUGCAGCGAGCUCUGUCUGGAGCGGACGCCGUCAAUGCUCUCAGACCAUUUUACUUUGCCGUCCAUCCUGACUUCUUUGGCCAGUAUCCCAUGGAGCGGGAAGUGAAUGAAAAUUCCUUAAAGAGGUUAAAUGGCUAUUUGGAAAGUCUUCUGAAACCGGGCUUGCGUUCAGUUCAACCAACGAGGCUCACCUUUUAUGUGAGAGAGACGAAAGACAGCAGUGAGGCGCAGCAAGAUCUCCUCACCUCAGGGUUCCGUUCAGUGAGCUUUGUCUUGCAUACCAACGAUGUCCUGAGCACAGUGACGAAUGUGUUAAAGUCCUGCAGUCUGCCCAUGGAGCACAUGAAGGAACUUGAAGCAGUUGCUAAAUCUUCCCCAAGUCCAGCUGAAGCCGCCAUUCCUUUCUACAGACCCAUCAAGUGGGAUAAGAGCUACUAUACCUUCACUGGCUUCAGAGACCCUGAGGAGGAGCUGCAACAGGCCGCAAGAGUUCAGCCUACUCUCAAUAUAUGGCUUCAAAACAAUGAGCCAGAGGCGACGAAGAAGCACAAUGAUAGUCUUCCUCGAAGAGGAGAACUCAAACGGUUGAAGGAGGAACUGUGCCGCAAAUUUGCUCUGGCUGACAUCAGGUGGCAGCGCAGUUGGGGAGUGGCCCACAGGUGCGCUCAGCUUCAGAGUCUCAAUCGACUGGCUGUGCAGAAUCCAGAGGCCAUGCGCAACCUACAAGGUCAUGCUGUUGUGUUUGCUGACCAAUCAGGGAUGAAUGCCUCCGGCCAUGUCAUGCUGGGAACUAUGGAUGUUCACCAUCAGUGGACCAAACUAUUUCAACAGCUUCCCGCCUUCCACGUCCUCCAGCAGCAAACAGAGUGGCUCAAGGAGAGGAUCAGUCUCCUCCUUGGUGGGACUCGGGUCAUUCACGCCGAGAGGCUGGGACCGGUGGAGCCCAUCACAGAGCUCUACAGCACCCUCAACACCUUCCAUAACAAUCUGAUAUCACAGAGGCUUUGCCUACACCCCAGAAGCCUUGAGGGGCUCAACAUGAUAUUGGAGAAAGGCCGCUCUAGUCCUAGUCUUCAUAAGAUGGGCCACUUCAUCAUACCUGCCAACUGUGACCUGCCCAAGCUGCAGGUUUUCCUCCAGAGCCACGCACCUAAUGCCAGACAACACACACAACGUAAAAAAAUGCUGCAGGCAGAGGAAGAGGCUUUGAUGAAAAUGUGUCUCCAAAGUCUUUCUCUUCAGGGUCUUUCCAAAGAGCCCAGUGUCACCUCAAGCCAGAUGAUUCUUUGUUGUAAAAGGUUGUUGGAACUGCAUUCACCCCUCAUGCUGGGUCUCCAUAUUUGUGUUUCUCACUUCUACUCAGUCAUGCAGGACGGAGAUCUUUGUAUCCCCUGGGACUGGAAAGGUUGAACCGGACGAGGUUCAAUCAGUCCACAAGGUAUCUUUUGCAGUUCAGUUUGUACCCAGUUAGAAAUAUUUUGUGGCAGUUUACUAAUGUGAACCGACAAGAGUUUGGUCCUCAACAAGAGUUUGUGGAGGAACAAUAUUGUUUGUAAUAAUGGUUAGUCGCUGCACAGUGGGAAUGAAGGAUGAAUCCGUUCGAUACUGUAUUUAAAAAAAAAAAGAGGAAUCGUUUGCUACUAAGCACUUUAUUCACUAAAAAUGACCAAAUACAGAAUCCCUAUCAAUGCUUAAACUGUAAAUAAAGCAUGGCCAUUACGUUACUUGCGUAUUUGGGGAAAUAUAACGGCCACUAAACGAAUAAUGGUUGUGUUCAGGUGGGAUUAGUCAAGUUAAUGUAAACUCAACAGUUAGGUCACGUUCUAAUUUGACUCGCGUACACGCGGCUCAUCCUUUGACACACUUUUUUGGACACACGUGGCAGUGAAUUGUUCCCUCUGUUGUGCAUUUCUUUUUGUGGAAUUUUGUUUUUUAACCAAAAUAAAGGUUCCUUUUUUAACUUA